Messenger RNA from Metopolophium dirhodum (rose-grain aphid), 7661 nucleotides. Its product is annotated as plasma membrane calcium-transporting ATPase 3-like. The coding region runs from base 621 to 4277 and encodes 1218 amino acids. NCBI's taxonomy places the organism in Eukaryota, Metazoa, Arthropoda, Insecta, Hemiptera, Aphididae. Gene Ontology annotation, biological process: calcium ion transmembrane transport; regulation of cytosolic calcium ion concentration. Gene Ontology annotation, molecular function: ATP binding; ATP hydrolysis activity; P-type calcium transporter activity. The transcript has 17 exons. The record is from RefSeq and is a predicted model, not a curated record. Gene Ontology annotation, cellular component: membrane; intracellular membrane-bounded organelle.
GUUGGACGUGGAGAGGAGGACUACACCCGCCCCGCCGCCGCCGUCGCUGCCGCCGCGAUCCCACAUUUGUUUUUUUUUUUUGCGUUUUCGCUCAUUAACCGCUUACCGCACGAUAGUCGUUGCGCGUGUGUACGAUUUUUUUUUCGUCAGCUUGCGCGCGCGUGCGUGAGUGUGUGUAGUUUUCUGUCCGCGCACGACGACGACGUAACGCAAACCAGAAAUUCGCGCGACGGCGUUCAGACGUGUCGCGAUUACAGCGACGGUGGACCGGCGUUUGCGUGGCGACGACGAUAUUCGUGUACCAUUAUAUUUUAUAUUAGUCUAGUGUAGAGUCAUUCGAGUCGGCCCGGGGCCGUUGCAGACUUCAGUAAUAAUAUUACAACGCUUUCAUUAUAAGACGCACGCGACCACACGCAGCACGUACCCGACACGACCGCGACGCCGACCCAAAGACAAAUUUUGCUACCGGUCCAAAAGACAUCACUAACACCACUGCAGCGGAAGCAGCAGGAGGUACUGCCGCCACUGGCGGUAAGUUUGCUGACGUCGUAUGUCUGUCGUGUCAUUAACGACAAAAGCAAAACGACGUAAUAGUGUAAAAGUUAAUAGAUAAAAAUAAUAUGGCCACAAUAGACGGGCGACCCGCCCAAUAUGGGGUGACGUUAAAGCAAUUACGUGAGCUCAUGGAGCACAGAGGACGUGAAGGUAUCGUAAAACUAAAUGAACUGGGUGGCGUUCAGGAUGUUUGUAAAAAGCUGUACACAUCGCCCAGUGAAGGAUUAAGUGGAUCUACAGCCGAUCUGGAGCACAGGAAAGAGACGUUCUCCUCAAAUACCAUACCCCCUAAACCUCCAAAGACCUUCAUGCAACUUGUCUGGGAAGCUCUGCAGGAUGUCACUCUAAUUAUUUUAGAAAUUGCUGCUCUCGUAUCAUUGGGAUUAUCACUUUACAAACCUGCCGACGAAGAAUCAAUGGGUGCAGAAGACGAUGAAGCAAAACAUGGGUGGAUUGAAGGAUUAGCCAUAUUAAUAUCCGUUAUAGUGGUCGUUAUUGUAACAGCGUUUAAUGAUUAUACGAAAGAAAGACAGUUCCGUGGACUUCAAAACCGUAUCGAAGGUGAACACAGAUUUAAUGUCAUCAGGCAUGGCGAAUUGCAACAAAUCUCCGUAGGAGAAAUAGUAGUUGGUGACAUUUGUCAGAUUAAAUACGGAGAUUUGCUACCAGCUGAUGGUGUGCUAAUUCAAAGUAACGAUUUGAAAGUUGAUGAAUCUUCAUUAACUGGAGAGUCCGACCACGUCAAAAAAGGAGAACAGUUCGAUCCCAUGGUCUUAUCAGGAACCCAUGUAAUGGAAGGCAGUGGAAAAAUGUUGGUCACUGCAGUGGGUAUAAAUUCUCAGGCUGGAAUAAUAUUCACACUCUUAGGCGCAGCAGUAGAUCAACAAGAGGAAGAAAUGAAGAAGCAACGGAAAGAAGCCAAAAAACUAAAGACAAAGAAGAGCUUAACUGAUGAAGUACCACCUACUAUCAACAGCCAUGCCACUGAUAUCGGUAUGAAACAAAUGGACAAAGGAGGUGAAACAGAUGAUGAUGCUGCUGGAGGUGGAGGACAAUCUGGUGAGUCAGAAGAACCAGCAAAAAAAGACAAGUCUGUGUUGCAAGCCAAACUCACAAAGUUGGCCAUUCAAAUUGGAUAUGCUGGAUCAACGAUUGCUGUACUCACUGUGCUUAUAUUAGUAAUUCAAUUUUGUAUCCAUACAUUUGUCAUACAACAAAAACAGUGGAAGAACCAUUACGCGGGUGAAUUUGUUCGCCACCUUAUUAUUGGUGUCACUGUCUUGGUAGUGGCUGUUCCUGAAGGACUUCCUCUCGCUGUUACUCUGUCUUUAGCAUACUCUGUCAAGAAAAUGAUGAAAGAUAACAAUUUGGUAAGACAUUUGGACGCUUGUGAAACUAUGGGUAAUGCCACUGCCAUUUGUUCUGAUAAGACCGGUACACUAACAACAAACCGAAUGACAGUUGUCCAGUCUUACAUCUGUGAAGUCCUUAGUAAAACAAUGCCUCAAUUUGCAUCGAUACCAUCGAAUGUUGGAAACUUAUUAGUGCAAGCAAUAUCUAUUAAUUCAGCGUAUACGUCUAAAAUUAUGCCACCCGACGAUCCUACCAGUGAACUCCCUAAACAAGUUGGUAACAAAACCGAGUGUGCACUUCUAGGAUUUAUUCUUGCUCUUGGUAAAAAUUAUCAAACCUGGCGUGACGAUAUACCCGAAGAAAUGUUAACACGUGUGUAUACAUUUAACUCUGUGCGGAAGUCCAUGAGUACAGUCAUUCCAAGAGAAGGUGGUGGCUACAGAUUAUUUACUAAAGGUGCCUCUGAAAUCGUACUAAAAAAAUGUUCGUAUAUCUACGGUCGCGAUGGUCGAUUGGAGAAAUUCACUCGUGAAAUGCAAGAUCGUUUGGUGAGAAAUGUUAUUGAACCUAUGGCUUCUGAUGGCCUUCGUACUAUUUCUGUUGCGUACAAAGAUUUCAUACCCGGAAAAACUGAUUCACCCAACCAAGUGCAUUAUGAAGGAGAACCCGAUUGGGAAACCGAAGACAAUAUAGUGUGCGACCUCACUGCAUUGUGUGUUGUAGGAAUUGAAGAUCCUGUUCGACCAGAGGUGCCUGAAGCUAUUAGAAAAUGUCAGCGAGCUGGUAUUACUGUACGUAUGGUUACCGGAGAUAAUGUGAACACAGCCCGAUCAAUUGCCACCAAGUGUGGUAUCUAUAAAACUGGAGAAGACUGGCUUGUAUUGGAAGGCAAAGAAUUCAAUCAACGAAUUCGUGAUGCUAAUGGCGAUGUUCAACAGCAUUUAUUGGAUAAAGUGUGGCCUAAAUUGAGAGUAUUGGCUAGGUCAUCUCCAACAGAUAAAUACACAUUGGUAAAGGGUAUUAUUGACAGUAAAGUGAGUGAAAGUCGUGAGGUAGUGGCAGUGACAGGUGACGGUACCAAUGAUGGUCCUGCGUUGAAAAAAGCUGACGUUGGAUUUGCCAUGGGUAUUGCUGGAACAGAUGUAGCUAAAGAAGCUUCAGAUAUUAUUUUGACAGAUGACAACUUCAGUAGUAUUGUUAAAGCAGUAAUGUGGGGUCGUAAUGUGUACGACAGCAUUGCUAAAUUUUUACAGUUUCAGUUGACCGUAAAUGUGGUAGCUGUUAUUGUAGCGUUUAUAGGAGCAUGCGCCGUCCAAGACAGUCCGCUAAAGGCCGUUCAAAUGUUGUGGGUAAACUUGAUUAUGGACACGCUUGCCUCGUUGGCGUUGGCCACUGAGCUGCCCACUUCCGACUUGCUGUUGCGGAAACCGUACGGUCGUACGAAGCCUCUGAUAUCGCGCACCAUGAUGAAAAACAUCAUUGGCCAGGCCGUCUAUCAAUUGACGGUCAUCUUCUCACUGUUGUUCGCCGGUGACAAGAUGCUGGACAUCCCUACAGGCCGUGGAGCUGAAUUCGGCUCGGAGCCCACGCAACAUUUCACCGUCAUCUUCAACACGUUCGUCAUGAUGACGCUAUUCAAUGAGAUCAACGCUCGUAAAAUCCACGGCCAGCGUAACGUGUUCCAGGGAUUCUUCACCAAUCCGAUAUUCUACAGUAUAUGGAUCGGCACCGUGCUGUCACAAGUGUUCAUCAUCCAGUACGGCAAGGACGCGUUCAGCACCAAGAGCCUCACGCUGGAGCAGUGGAUGUGGUGCUUGUUGUUUGGGUUUGGCACCCUGCUGUGGGGUCAGAUAGUCACCACUGUGCCUACCCGCAAAAUCCCGAAACUUCUGUCAUGGGGACGCGGACAUCCAGAGGAGUACACCAACGCUAUAAAUCUAGGUGAAGAGAACAGAUACGAUCCCGAUUCCGGGCAAAAGCCGCGGGCCGGCCAGAUCCUGUGGAUCCGUGGACUGACCAGGCUACAGACUCAGGUGAUAGGCGGUGAAUUGCAAGAACGUUUGAUUCCGGUCCCAUACAGCAAGAGCUCCACUGACCAAGCUAUACGAGUGGUUAACGCUUUCCGGCAGGGUCUGGACGCACGUUACGGCGAGUCGCUGGCCGAAGUGUUGCGCAAACAGCCGUGCUUCAGCAAGAGACUAUCUGCGGCGACGGGCGGCGGCGGCGGAUCGUCGUCCAAAACCGGCGGAGGCAGUGGCACCGGCACCGGCGGAUCCAUCGAAUACGCUGACAGCGACAAUGCGAUCGGCGUCCCUCACAUCGACGUCGAACGUCUUUCGUCGCACAGCCACACGGAAACGGCCGUGUAAAUCAUUUUUAUUACUAAUUAUUAUUAUUAUUAUUUUACUUUUUCUUUUCGUCGCGCGAAAAACACGACAUUUAUACUUUAUAUACAUUAUAAUAUCGAUUCGUUCGUCCUCCCACCCCCCCCCCCCCCCACCCGUGACAUACCACACACGAGCUUUUCGUCGUAGUGAGUUUUUCGUUUUUUAUUCACAGUCGGUACACAAUAAUAUAAUUAUAUAUACCGUCAAGCAGUCAACUCUCGUUGUCAUUUUUAUUUUUCCUUUUGUUUAACUUACUUGAGCGUCAGUAAACAUUUUAUUUUCAUUGAAAUAUAAUUAUAAGUCUAGCCCUCCGAAUCCGGCCUCGUCGCGGGAUAGACCACCUCUCCAUAACUUCCUUCCGUUCCACUACUGAAUAUUAAUAAUAAAAAUAAAUAAAGUAGGUACGCCAAUAAACACGGUUGUCGUUUAAUAAUUGAUAUUCACAUCACCCAUAUUUAUAUAAUGCGAUAGUAUAAUAAUAUGCGUGUUGUAUAUUCAUUAUAAAAUAUACGUAUUGCUAAUAUUUUGAUUUCAACUAAAAACUCGUUACGUGCCUUAUACAAACAACAAUAGUUUAUAAUAUUAUUGAAAUAUUAAACGUAUUACGUACAUUUAUUAUUAUAUACACGUAUUAUAUUAUUAUUAUCGGCACGUUAUAUAUUAAUAUACUAUAUCUUCCGCGCGUCGCCGAAAUAUUGGACCGGUGUGGGAGGGUUAGCUUAUAUCGUUAACUCGUCAUAUACAUAGUUGUAUCGUCAACGCGGAUAAUAAACAAUUUAAUUAAAUCCAACCAAUAAUUUUACCAUUCCGAAUUGUCCGUCAUCGUUUAUGUUGUUUAUUAUGUUAUUAUUGUUGUAUCGAUCAAGCGUUUGAGCUCUCUCGUGUGUACAUCGCAAAGUACAAAAUAAAAAAGAACCAAAUUCCGUACGGUGAUGUAAUUUUAAUAUUUUACUCUUUAUUAUCCCCACGCCCUUCUUGACUCAAUUCAACUUUAAUAUAUAUAUUACGUUAAGUGUGUUGUGUGUUCCUUUCGCUAAUUCUCGUAUAUGCCAUUACCUACCAAAGCAUCGUUAAAAUAAAAAAAAUAAUAAUAAUAAUAAUAACAAUAAUAAUGAUAUCAAUAAUAGCUGACUACGGAACACAAUUUAUAGUAUAUACGCUAUAUAUAUAUAUAUGCUGCCGCCGACGUUGCAUUUAUCAUAAAUACAUUUAAAUACUAAACAUUUUUUACUGUCGACGCAUUGUAGAAACUCUCGGAAUGUGUUCUCUUAAAUACAUAAAUUAUUACCUACUACUAUAUUAUAUUGUUAAUACACAAAUUUACGCAUAUAUAAUGUCGUGUACUACAUAAUAUUAUAUAAGUACCUAUUAAAACAUUUAUUUCGUUUGUAAUAAUAAAAAUAAAAUAAUAAUAUUUUAGACGUGUCUCGAUCAAACAUAAAAACAAAACAAAAAAAAAUUAGUUUUGUAGUUUUAAUUUAAUUUUUUUUUAUACUUAACGUAAUAUUAUUUGUUUUGUGUACAUAUAUAUAAUAAUAUAGUUUUUUUCUUUUAUUCUUUUUUUUUUUUUCAAAAUCAUUUUAAUUAAUAUUCGAUUAUUACCUAUGUUUUCGUUAAGCGUAAUAUGUAUAUAUUAAUACUUUUGAUAUGAUAUAUUAUUGUUAUUUCACGUGUAGUUUAUUUUAUUAGCAACACGGAGUCGGAAACGAGCCAUACGACGCUUUUCGUAUUAAUAAUAAUAAACAUUUUUAAAAAAUACUCCAGAAUGACUAUGUAAAUUUAAUGUAUAGGCGUGUAUACAAUAACAUUACAUAAUGUACACUAACGCCUUGUCCUAUGUGAAUGCGACGAGUGCGAUGAGUGCGUGCGAUUUCUAUUGUGAGUGCGAUGCGUCCGAUGCGGCGAAAUACAAACUGUUUUGUUUUUCAUCGCAUUCGUCGGAUUCACUAGGACACGGCGUAAUAUUAUAAUAUUAACGGCGUCUCGUUUUAUUUAUAUAUAUAUAUAUAUAUAUAUAUUUUUUUUUUUUGUGUGUGUAUAUAAUAUGUAUAUGCAUAGUGUUAGGUAGUAAGUCUUGAAACUAAUCGGCUCAACGUUUACCACAUGGUUCUCAUAUUAUAUUAAUUAAUAUUUAGAUAUAAUGUAUAGAUAUAUACAUUAUAGGCAUAUACUAGAUAUUUAACCCGCGUGCCGUCGACGGUCCGACCUGUUAUUUUUUUUUGCGCUUUUAAGUCCGCCGAAACGAAUAGCUUUGCCUUGGUGUGUGAUUUGGGGAGGGGGGGAGGGGGAGGUAGCCCUAAGAAGUAUCGAUUGAUAGCCAUAGGUGUAGCUGUCCCGUCCAGUCGUUAUUUUACGGGUGACGAGAAGAAAAUAUACUUUUUUAGUUAGGCACGGCUGUAACACAUUCGAAUACAUAUUAUUAGACCAUUGGAUUUGGUUUUAUUCGUCGUCGUCUUACCGCGACGAACAUUUAUAGGCCUUAGCGGGUGGGGGAGGGGGUGAAGAGUGUGGGGAAACCCGGAUGAAUACAUUCUAUGAGGUCGCUGACGAAAAUUCGUAAACUACGGCAAGUCAUAUGUCGCAGUUUACGGAUUUGCAAAUUGAGAAAAUCCAUUUGAAACCAAAAAGAAAACCUACUGCAAUCUAUCCGUUUGUAUUAAUAUUAUGUAGUACCCGCCGAUGAUGUACAUCAUAUUAUUCUUAUACUGUGUUUUGCACUGCGUAAUUUUGAUCGUUUUCACAAAAAAAUUAUUUAAACCGACGACCGCCGAUAGUGUCGCGUUCGGGUUUAGGGGGAACAAAAAUUGUUACGCAUAAUAUACAUAGUUAGAUGCCAUCGGCAGUGUUGAACAGAUCUAGGUAUACCAAUAUUAUAUAAUAUACAAUACCUAUAUAUACACACACAACGUCAAUAUUUUACCCUCCGCCGCCGUUGCAGGUGCCAUGUUAAUUGUUUCGGGUCCGUUACUAUAUAUAUAUAUGUAUAUAUUAUAUACAUAAUAUUACUUUAUGUAUUGUUAUAACCGUAGUUUAAUUAUUAUUAUUAAUUAUAUUUAUUUAUUUAUUUAAUUUUUUUUUUUGUUUUCGCAUAUCGAUGAUAAUAUUACUGCUGGAACAUUCUGGAGUAUUGAGUUCGCCUUAUUAUACUUAAAUACAAUAUUAAUGACACGUAUGAUUUAAAUAAUUAAUUAAUUAAUUUAAUAUCGUAUAUUAUAUAAGUAAAUAUUUAUUAUUAUGCAGUAGCAACGUACUCGUUGGAAGCUAUAAUAAGUAUAUGUUUAAGUGCGCCAAAAUAUAUAAUAUGUACUUUGUAGACGGCCCAAUGGAUGUCAAAAUGUCAAAAUAAAAUGCAAUUUAAAUUUUGUA